Molecule: messenger RNA, 201 nt
Organism: Phytophthora infestans T30-4
Lineage: Eukaryota; Oomycota; Peronosporomycetes; Peronosporales; Peronosporaceae
Exons: 1
Coding region: 1-201 (66 amino acids)
Source: RefSeq, a predicted model, not a curated record
AUGAUGUUAUUGGCGGGACCCCAAGCAGUCGACGAGAUUUUGUUGAGCGCCGUCGCUGAAUCGCUGGCUCUGGUUGCGCUGCAGGAAGCGACUCAUGGUACGCAACUCCUUGAAGAUCUUGGCUUGCGUCGUCUCAAACUUGGCAAGCUCGGCGACUGCGGUCACCAACGCUUGGCCAUCCUCUCAGAACGGGCUGGCUAG